UUUCUCUCAUUUUCGAAUCUUUCCUCUCUCUCUCCAUCUCACUUUCUCUCUAUUUUUUCAUCAAGUAAACAACUUUUUUUUCUUCAAUCAUUUCAUUCAUCUCUUUUUUCGUUCUCUUCAUACGAAAUUCAAUACAACCAUCUCCUUCUCUCUCCCUCUCCCUCCCUCUCUCUCUCACUCUAAUCCUGGUUCAUCAUUCUCCAAUUCGUCAUCUUAAUCCUUGUUCCAUUCUAUCAGUUAUAAUCCUUAAUCGUAAUCAUCGAUUUCCUCUCACUGUAAACUUUAAUUCGCAACCAUAAACAACAUCCUCUCUCUCUCCCUUCCAAUCCUGGUAACCUAAUCAAAGAGAGAUAGUUGCUAACAGUUAAAGCUUUUCUCUCUCAAAAUUUAUCAUCAUCUUUAUCAUCAUCAACUAUUAUUUCCAUAGGAAAGACUCACCAUUUCGGUUAUCAGAUUAACCAGAAACACUUACAAGAAGAUAAGAACCAACAACAACCACCGAGACUUUGUUUCGGUUUAUCUCUCGUCUUUGUUUCCAUUUUUCCCCAAUAAUCAUCAUCAUGGAUUUUUAAUUGUGUACAUACAUUUCUCUCUCUGGAUUACCUGUUAAUCAGUGUAAACAACAAUCAACUAAUUGUUCGCCUCCAUAGUUGUAAAGUCUACAAAAUAUUCUGAUCAAACUGAGAAAAAUUCUGUGACCGGUUAAUGUGAACCUUUUGCCGUUUCUCUCACUGAUUUUCACCUACUGAUCUCCAAUUUACUUUUCUCACGGUUAAUUGUUGUAACCAAAUUAAAUACAAUUAAAGUGAGAGAGAAAGUGAGAGAUGACAAAUGCAAGGUGUGCUCUCUAUUCAGCAAAUUCAGCGAUUCUGUGUCUUGGUGUCAUCUUAAUUACGACGAGUAUCAUGAUUCGAGCUGAUCCCGUUUUCUAUCAAUUUACUCGUCAUCUUGAAUUGGAUCGUUAUUAUAUCGCUUGUUACCUCUCAAUCUCUUCAGGGAUCAUCUUAAUCUUUGUUUCUUUCAUUGGGUGUGUUGGUGUUUCUCUUCAAAAACAUCAUUUCUUUUUAUUGUACUGUGCUCUGGUUGUUGUUUGUGUCUCACUAGGAAUUGCUGUUUGCUCACUGGUCUGGAAAUUAACUAAUAAUGAUCAGUCAAUUAAUACACUUCGAUUGGAGAUAUUGGAACAUAUUCAACGACGUUACGAUACUGAUCUUUCUUAUCGAUUCCUUGAGGUUCUACAAAAUAAGUUAACCUGUUGUGGAGCUGAAUCUGAGCGCGAUUAUGGUGACCGUGAAUGGGUUCCAUGUCCAAUCGAGUCUACAACUCAUCCUCAGGGAUGUGCUGAAAGUUUACAAAGUUCAUUGGAUGUUAAAAGCGGAAUCCUUGGUGGACUGAACAUCCUGGCGAUGUCGUUACAAUUAUUAAGUGUAUUUAUCUGGUUCACCGGUGAAACUGGACCUUACAAGAUGAUUAAAAGUUAAUCAGUUGAUUAACCAUAAUGAUUAAAUAUCACAAUCCAUAUACCAGUUCAAAAGCUUUGGACAUAUUAACAAUUAUCCUGUUGACCACAAGCACUGACCCAAUCCCGAAGUUAAAUCAAAAUUGAUACUUUAUGGUCAAACAAUCAACUAAACCGACAUUUAAUUACCUCAUUGAAGAAAAUUAAUUUUUAAUUGUUGAAAAUUCAUCUAAAUGACAAUAUUUUUCUUCUUUAAUUUCAAACAAUUAGGUAACAAAUUGAAAGUUCCCAGUUCCAAAUUGUUUACCAGGAAAACAAUCAACAGCAACAAUUUAGAUUCGAGCUUAAUUUUCACAAUAAUCAUCAUAUCUUCCUACCUUUUUAAUCAUCACAAUUAAACCAAAAAAAAAGAAAGAUGAAAAAAAACGAGGAUCAUCAUUCUUUAAUUGUGAUCGCAGUUAAUUACAAUCAAUUACAAGUUCUCCUUAAUCAUUACAAUUCGUUACCUGGUUCGUUGGAGUUUAAUUGUUAACUGAAAGAAAAAGUUUCGAUUAAUUUUGUUUUAAUUCAUUUUAAUUUUGUCUCCUUUUAAUUACUAGUCGAUUGUAUUAAUUGUCCGAAUCAAAUCACAAUUUGUUGUUACCAAAGUCAGACAUUCAUUCAAACUAAAUUGUCCCUCUUUUUUUGCUGCUGACCAUUGGUCAGUCAAACCAAUCAUUAUUAUCAUUGUAUUAACUCAUAAAAUUAUAUUUAAUUACAAUUACAUCACUUGAA
This is a messenger RNA of Panonychus citri (citrus red mite), 2233 nucleotides long. Its product is annotated as tetraspanin-2A-like. The record is from RefSeq and is a predicted model, not a curated record. Gene Ontology annotation, cellular component: membrane. Bases 825 to 1481 code for a protein of 218 amino acids. NCBI's taxonomy places the organism in Eukaryota, Metazoa, Arthropoda, Arachnida, Trombidiformes, Tetranychidae. The transcript has 6 exons.